Messenger RNA from Syngnathus typhle (broad-nosed pipefish), 696 nucleotides. Its product is annotated as liver-expressed antimicrobial peptide 2-like. NCBI's taxonomy places the organism in Eukaryota, Metazoa, Chordata, Actinopteri, Syngnathiformes, Syngnathidae. The transcript is spliced from 3 exons. The record is from RefSeq and is a predicted model, not a curated record. Bases 55 to 348 code for a protein of 97 amino acids. Gene Ontology annotation, biological process: defense response to bacterium; antimicrobial humoral immune response mediated by antimicrobial peptide.
GUUGGGUAUUUUUUUUGGUGUUUUGCUUUUUUUUUUUUACAAGUUUGAAUCAACAUGCAGGAGAACAGUGGUGUGCCACAGAGGAAACUUUCUCUUUGCUUUCUGAUGCUGCUGCUGCUGCUGCUGCUCCUGUUGCAGCAGGUGUGCUCGGGUCCGUUGGCCUCGCCGGUGCAGACUCCAUACUCGGCGCACAAGAGAUUAGCCCGCAUGAGCCCGCUGUGGAGGAUCAUGAACAGCAAACCUUUUGGUGCUUUUUGUCAGAACAACUAUGAAUGCUCCACUGGACUCUGCAGGAUGGGACGCUGCUCUAACCACCAGCCGCCACCCUCUGAGCCCCUCAACGACUAGAAGCAACCGAGGGCGAGUAAAAAGAACGAUCAUGAGACCAAAGCAUGACACAAAGCUUGACAUAAACCUUGACACAUUUGUGUUGUUUGCAAUUCAUACCUAAUCCACUUUUGAUUCCUCCAUAUUUUAUUUAUUCCACCGCAUUCACUCAUCGCACAUCAAGCGACACGAUUUUGCAAGACCUUAUUAGCAUUAUUAUUAUUCUAAGACUUGCAGGUGGAUGUGGUGCACUUUGAUGAAGAAACUUAGCACUUUCAAAAAGCCCCAAUAUCUUUGUACUGUUGGUUGUCUACUCUGUGUUGCAGCUGCAAUAAAACACAAACUCACUGAGUUGAUGUGUGCAAGUGA